Molecule: messenger RNA, 2310 nt
Organism: Orbicella faveolata
Lineage: Eukaryota; Metazoa; Cnidaria; Anthozoa; Scleractinia; Merulinidae
Cellular component (GO): cytoplasm
Source: RefSeq, a predicted model, not a curated record
ACUGCACAAGGCAGUGACCGAGACAAGGGCAACUUCUAAUUUUCAAAAAAUUCCCACGGUAGCUUGCACUGAAUCGAGGUCAGACCCAGUCUCCACUCUUGAACGCACUGACUGCGACAGCCAAACUCCCCCAUGCAGCGUAAACACGGAGGUAUCGUUAUCUGAGUUCCUCUUUCUUUUGGACAGUUGUGAAAACUUAGACGAACUUCUCGGAAAACUCAGUUAAGCGUGACGUGAGAGAGUUCCGAUGUAAACUGGAUUGUUGAGUUUGUUCGUCCGCGGUCCGCGAUGAUUCAAACCAAGAGCUAAGACAAAUCAAAACGGAAGUGAACGAAGGAAAAUUAACCUGACGAUGCAAUUACAGGAUUCAGAUUUCGUGAAUAUCUAUUGCUGAGCGUGAUGUCGUUCACGGCGGAAAGUUUAAAAUUGACAUAAGCUUAAAUUUGCGAUGGAAGCCUCAAAGAACCAAACCUCGAACAGAACGGAAUUUCAAUCGGCAGAUGAUGGCAUUGACACUCAGUUAUCACCUGUUACACACCAAUCAGAAAUAAUACCCGUUGAAAUUGGUCGGGAAAGUCAUUCUUGUCCUGAAUUGGCGAGUACGGUUGCAGCUGUAAACGCAGCCGAAUUUGAGUGUGAAAUCAACGAUGACCCCAAGCAGAAUGAUCCCAGCGGCAAAAAGAAGAAGAAAAAGAAGAAGAAGAAGAAGAAAACUAAUCCAGGAUCCUCUGAUACUACAUCUGACACUAUCAGGGAAAAUGUUCAAGGUGAUCAUCCCGCAACAUCGACUUGCACUGAACCGUUGUUGAUACAAAUGGCGGAAGUUGACAAAGAAGGUUCUUUCCAAGAAUCGGCCGGUACAGUAUCAUCACCAUUCCAAGAAGGCGAACCAGAGCGCGAGGACAUUCAGGAAGGCGCCCUUUGCGGCAAAAGGAAAAAGAAGAAGAAAAAGAAGAAGAAAUUAGCUUCAGAAACGGGUGAUUUUGAUGUUAUUUCCAACUCUCCUUCAAACGACAGGGCUCCCUCACAAGCGCUUUCGUCUGACACUACAGUUCCGGAAGCGGGUGAAAUCAAAGGUGAUGCAACUGAAGAUCCUAGAAAUCAGGAGUUCACGACUACUGAUGAGACCCUCUCAGAGCUGACUUCAGAUCAACAAGAGCUGUUGUUGACAAUCUCAACUACAAGUGAUCAAAAUGAAAUCGGUUGCCAUGGCUCAAGCAUCACACCAGACUAUAAUGUACAAGGCGAUUCCUCUAGGAAGCCCAAGAAGAAAAAGAAAAGAAAGAAAAAUCAAGAGGUAGAGUACAAUAUUCUGUCAGACAGUGAAAGCGGUGUUGUCUUAGCGACAGGGAUAACUGAAAUAGAGCGGGUCAAUUUGCUGCAAGUGAUGCCUGAAAGAAGUUGUACAGCAGGAGUUGUGCAACAACAAUCUCAAAACACAAACGAUGUAGAAGCUAUAACAACCCAAGCGGAAACCCAGAUGUUAUGUGUCCAUGAUGUUUCAGCCACUGCAGGCGACAUAGUGGAGCCAAUUAAACCUGAUGAGAAGGGUUCAUCUACUGGCCAGUCACUUCGUGAAGAGUAAGUUUCUUGUCAGUUUUGUUAGGCGUGAAAUGGGGGAGGACAUGAGGGUGGGUAUUCUGAUAUCUUGUGAACAGCCAUACUAUUCUUUACUUUGUGUUUAAUCCUAUACAAUAUAGGAAGUUAACUGGUCUAAUGUAAUGGCUGUAAAUUAUAUUAAUAAUAAGUUACAUACUGACAUUUUCUUUGCAAUCAUUUUACUGCAUAAAAUGUCAUUAUCCUUCAAGUAAGAUAACAGGAAGGUUAUACCCAUUUGGAAGGAGGGGGCAUUCUUAUUCACAUGAUAUUUCAUAGAUUCACUUACUUGUCAGAGCUGCUAACAAUUUUUCCUGUUAUUUGACAUCUAAUGUUUUCUUGCAAUCAGUAUCCUAUUUUAUAAUUAUGACUGUCUGGUAGUAACAAUUCAGUAAACUGAAUGAUGACUUUAUUUUUUGUUCUUCACAGCUCUUUCUCCGGCUACUGUCAGUGCUUGAAAAAAAAAAAAUCUGUAGAGGAUUACCCCACCCUGGGCUCCUUUCAGUUAUACUGAGAGAUGAAUCAAUCACCCUCUAAGCCCUAGGAUCGACAGAGCAAUUGUCCAAACUGAUCUCCAUACAUUACUUGUAUAUCAUAUGGACUGUAAUGUCAUUUAAGGAGGCUGAAAUUAAAAACAGUGUUGUUUUUUUAUUAUUAUUUGGGGGGAGGGGUGUAUAAUUUGUUGAGGGAGGAAUUGCAAGUCACUAGGCCCAA